AUGUUUUCUUCAUUGCGUCUUCUCUCCCGUUCCGUGUGGAAAGGGCCUAAUGUGGUGCCUCUGCCCAUCAAAGAAGCACUAGCAAAGGGCACUCCCAUAAGGACGAACGCUCGGUCAGCAACGGUUCUGCCGCAGUUCGUGGGGCUAAAGUUUCAAGUGCAUAACGGUAAGGACUACGUUGCAUUUGAGAUUACGGAGGACAUGGUUGGCAGCAAGCUGGGCGAGUUUGCACCUACGCGGAAGAGAUUCAGUUACACACAGACCAAGAACAAGUGA
Messenger RNA from Eremothecium gossypii ATCC 10895, 276 nucleotides. It is a transcript of the gene RSM19, whose product is annotated as mitochondrial 37S ribosomal protein uS19m. Gene Ontology annotation, biological process: ribosomal small subunit assembly; translation. Gene Ontology annotation, molecular function: structural constituent of ribosome; RNA binding. The coding region runs from base 1 to 276 and encodes 91 amino acids. The record is from RefSeq and is marked provisional. The transcript has a single exon. Gene Ontology annotation, cellular component: ribosome; cytosolic small ribosomal subunit. Lineage: Eukaryota; Fungi; Ascomycota; Saccharomycetes; Saccharomycetales; Saccharomycetaceae.